AUGAUACGAAAGACGCUGCUGUCCAUCUUACCUAUGAUACGAAAGACGCUGCUGUCCAUCUUACCUAUGAUACGAAAGACGCUGCUGUCCAUCUUACCUAUGAUACGAAAGACGCUGCUGUCCAUCUUACCUAUGAUACGAAAGACGCUGCUGCCCAUCUUACCUAUGAUACGAAAGACGCUGCUGCCCAUCUUACCUAUGAUACGAAAGACGCUGCUGUCCAUCUUACCUAUGAUACGAAAGACGCUGCUGCCCAUCUUACCUAUGAUACGAAAGACGCUGCUGUCCAUCUUACCUAUGAUACGAAAGACGCUGCUGUCCAUCUUACCUAUGAUACGAAAGACGCUGCUGCCCAUCUUACCUAUGAUACGAAAGACGCUGCUGUCCAUCUUACCUAUGAUACGAAAGACGCUGCUGCCCAUCUUACCUUGA
Molecule: messenger RNA, 432 nt
Organism: Parnassius apollo (apollo)
Lineage: Eukaryota; Metazoa; Arthropoda; Insecta; Lepidoptera; Papilionidae
Source: the annotation of a GenBank genome assembly